AUGUCUGCUGAAGAAACAACUCACCAUAUCGUCGCCCUUGAGGCAAUUCACUGCCCAAUACCCGACUUCGACCUCCCAGGUCCACACACCAAGUCAAUCCACAAUUGGACCACGCCCGCAGAGCUCAGCGAACGGGUCAAAGAUGCCACAAUCGUGAUAACGACCACAAUCCGGCUCUCCGCCGAGAUUCUCAACGUUGAAAAAACUCCACGUCUGCGCCUAAUCGUGGUCCUAGCAUCCGGAACAGACUGUGUCGACAAAGAAGCCGCUAAAGCACGCGGAAUUCCCGUAUGCAAUUGUCCCGGCACGAAUAUCGAUAGUGUCAGUGAGCACGCGAUCGGAUUAUACUUCGCGACGCGGAGGAACCUGGUUAAAUUGACCAAUGCUGUCACGACUGUACCUGCAGAGGGCGAAACGGAGUGGAAAAAGAAGGGUUCUCUGCACCCACAACUGCGGACCGCGGAUGGCAAGGCUCCUUUACUAUGCAGCGAGGAGACGGUCGGAAUCAUUGGGUACGGCGCACUGGGGAAACGAAUCCAGAUGCUGGCAACGGCUCUGGGGAUGAAGGUGAUUAUAGCCGAGCGGCGAGGAGUGGAGCCUCGAGCAGAUAGGGUUUCCUUCGAAGAUGCCCUUCGACAAUCGACCGUGUUGAUACUAUGUCUACCGAGAACUCCUGAAACCGUGAAUAUGAUUUCAACAGAGGAACUGCGGAUGAUGCCGUGCCAAGCUGUGCUCAUCAACGUUGCUCGUGGGGGAAUAGUGGACGAGGAAGCGUUAGUCACAGCUUUGAAGCAGGGUGAGAUCUUUGGGGCGGGAAUGGAUGUUUAUGCGAAUGAGCCUGUUGGAAGGGGCGGGUCACCUUUGUUGGAGGCAGAUGGAUUGAAUCUGGUGUUGACUCCGCAUCUUGCUUGGCUUGCGGAGAGGACCAUGGGCAAUCUUCAGGCUGGCGUUAAGGCAACAGUUGAGCGCUGGUGUAUUGGUGAUAUGAUAAAUCGGGUAGCGUGA
This is a messenger RNA of Penicillium subrubescens, 1005 nucleotides long. RefSeq names its product D-isomer specific 2-hydroxyacid dehydrogenase family protein. The record is from RefSeq and is a predicted model, not a curated record. The transcript has a single exon. NCBI's taxonomy places the organism in Eukaryota, Fungi, Ascomycota, Eurotiomycetes, Eurotiales, Aspergillaceae. Gene Ontology annotation, molecular function: NAD binding; oxidoreductase activity, acting on the CH-OH group of donors, NAD or NADP as acceptor. Bases 1 to 1005 code for a protein of 334 amino acids.